This is a messenger RNA of Pteropus alecto (black flying fox), 1149 nucleotides long. It is a transcript of the gene LMX1A, whose product is annotated as LIM homeobox transcription factor 1 alpha. Gene Ontology annotation, molecular function: RNA polymerase II transcription regulatory region sequence-specific DNA binding; DNA-binding transcription factor activity, RNA polymerase II-specific. Gene Ontology annotation, cellular component: nucleus. The transcript has 9 exons. The record is from RefSeq and is a predicted model, not a curated record. Gene Ontology annotation, biological process: neuron differentiation; regulation of transcription by RNA polymerase II. Bases 1 to 1149 code for a protein of 382 amino acids. NCBI's taxonomy places the organism in Eukaryota, Metazoa, Chordata, Mammalia, Chiroptera, Pteropodidae.
AUGCUGGACGGCCUGAAGAUGGAGGAGAACUUCCCGAGCGCCAUCGAGACCUCGGCCUCCUUCUCCUCGCUGCUGGGUGAAUGCGUUUCAGCAAAAACAAUCUGCGAGGGCUGUCAGCGGGUCAUCUCGGACAGGUUUCUGCUGCGACUGAACGACAGCUUCUGGCACGAGGAGUGCGUGCAGUGCGCCUCCUGCAAGGAGCCCCUGGAGACCACCUGCUUCUACCGCGACAAGAAGCUGUACUGCAAGUGCGACUACGAGAAGCUGUUUGCUGUCAAAUGCGGGGGCUGCUUCGAGGCCAUCGCGCCCAACGAGUUUGUGAUGCGCGCCCAGAAGACCGUGUACCACCUGGGCUGCUUCUGCUGCUGCGUCUGCGAGCGGCAGCUUCAGAAGGGCGACGAGUUCGUUCUGAAGGACGGGCAGCUGCUGUGCAGAGGGGACUACGAGAAGGAGCGGGAGCUGCUCAGCCUGGUGAGCCCGGCGGCCUCGGACUCAGGCAAAAGUGAUGACGAAGAGAGUCUCUGCAAGUCCGCCCACGGGGCAGGGAAAGGGGCCGCCGAGGACGGCAAGGACCAUAAGCGUCCCAAACGGCCCAGGACCAUCCUGACCACCCAGCAGAGGAGAGCGUUCAAGGCCUCGUUCGAGGUGUCGUCCAAGCCGUGCCGGAAGGUGAGGGAGACGCUGGCUGCGGAGACGGGGCUGAGUGUCCGCGUGGUCCAGGUGUGGUUCCAGAACCAGCGAGCCAAGAUGAAGAAGCUGGCUCGGCGGCAGCAGCAGCAGCAGCAGGAUCAGCAGAGCAGCCAGAGGCUGAGCUCGGCUCAGACCAACGGUGGCGCCGGCGCUGGGCUGGACGGCAUCAUGAACCCCUACACGGCCCUGCCCACCGCGCAGCAGCUCCUGGCCAUCGAGCAGAGCGUCUACAGCUCGGACCCGUUCCGGCAGGGCCUCACUCCGCCCCAGCUGCCAGGAGACCACAUGCACCCUUACGGUGCCGAGCCCCUUUUCCACGACCUGGACAGUGACGACACCUCCCUCAGUAACCUGGGCGACGGCUUCAUGGCCACCUCAGAAGCCGGGCUGCUGCAGCCUGGGGUGGGCAACCCCAUCGACCACCUGUACUCCAUGCAGAAUUCUUACUUCACCUCUUGA